Messenger RNA from Ostertagia ostertagi, 768 nucleotides. The record is from the annotation of a GenBank genome assembly. NCBI's taxonomy places the organism in Eukaryota, Metazoa, Nematoda, Chromadorea, Rhabditida, Trichostrongylidae.
AUGCAUCCACCACGGACGACAUCGACGCCGGGGGACCAACACAAAAUUGGAAUCUCACCGAACAAAAUCAUAGCGUCACCCCUACUUCAAAGUCCUCACAAACCAUCGGUAACAGGAUCUGAAGAUGUUAGUAGAAACGAGAUGGUGAAAACCGCGAAAAGCGUUGAAGAUGUUUCCCGACAGCAUCCAUACAAAUCUCCAAAAGCUGAGCAUAACAACUCUGUUCAAGCUCUCCGCGUAUCGUCGAAACCGGCAGAGACGAAGAUCGCUGAUGUUGUCAAAACCCCUCCAGGUCGGUUGAUAGAGGCAAAGACAGAUAUAGAAAUAUUUUUAAACAAAAGAAAGGGUAUGUUGGGCAAACCGCCAAAGUCUCUUAUAGGUACUGCGUUCACUGUAUCGAAGGCGAAGUUCACAUACUUAACAACGACCGACCAAACGCAAGAACAAGAUACACAGAAGCAAAUACCUGGAGCGAUUUUGCUUCAAACACGGACUAUGGAUCGUACGGGCGGACGUGAUUCUGCCAUUUGGUCAAAUUUCUCACAGAAUUUUGGAGGAUGUCUUCGUGCUCCUUGUAACAUUCUCGACACCUUAAAGUCCACCUCCAUGAUAGAGCAGUGGACGCGAGAGGCGUGGGCGGCAUUCUUGAAAUUUUCCCGAGGAAGCGCUCAACAGACCCUUUCACAGCCGUCGAACGCCAUAAUCGAAUCUUGCACCGUUUCCUUGGCAGAUUCUCCAUAUUGCGCCCCAUGGAAGGUUAUCAUUUAG